UCCAUAGGUUGAUCCUGAUGACAGAGACAAUGAUGCAGGCUUUGGGAGUUUAUGAAGAGAUUAAAAGAAACUUCAGCAAUUACCACCCAAGUUGAUCCAGAGGAAGUGGUAUGGCAGUUCCUUAGAGCCUGGGCAUGUUUGCAAGACACGGUACUACAAGCUUACAAAUAGCCACUUACCUCUGGUAAGUAAAGAAUACUUCCAGAUACCUCCACAAAGAAGCUGGAAACUAAAAGCAACAUGUCAUCGAUUGCAUCCUACUACAAUGGAAAGUCAGUACUUAUUACCGGAGCCACAGGUUUUUUGGGCAAAGUGCUAGUGGAAAAGCUGUUGCACUGCAGCCCUGAUGUGAAAAGUAUUUAUAUUCUUGUGAGACCCAAGUCUGGACAAUCAACACAAGAGAGAGUGCAGGAUAUGGUGAAGUGUAAGGUGUUUGAUAGAGUCAGAAAAGUGUGGCCAAACUUCUAUGAGAAGAUUAAACCAAUCAAUGCUGAACUUGCCCAGCCAAAUCUGGCCAUUGCUCCUGAGGAUGCUCAGGAGCUCUUCUCCGAAGUUAACAUUAUCUUCCAUUGUGCUGCAACAAUUCGCUUUGAUGAGCCACUGAGGCAAGCCCUUCUGUUAAACGUCAUGGGAACAAAGCAGCUCCUGAAGUUGGCCCACCAGAUACAGAACCUUGAGGCCUUCAUCCACCUUUCAACUGCCUAUGCAUACUGUAAUCGGAGUUACAUAGAUGAAGUCAUUUAUCCUCCUCCUGUGGAUCCCCAGAAACUUUUUGAUCUUGUAGAGUGGAUGGAUGAGUCCCUCAUUCAAGAGAUCACACCCAAACUGAUUGGGGAUUGGCCCAACACCUACACAUUCACCAAAGCCUUGACAGAGUACGUAAUUCAGCAAGAGAAAGGUAACCUAAAUACUGCCAUCGUUCGACCAUCCAUCGUGUGCUGCAGCUGGCAAGAACCUUUCCCCGGGUGGAUUGAUCAGUUCAAUGGACCAUGCACUUUCUUGAUUGCGACUGGAAAGGGGAUUGCACGGAUUGUAAAAUGCAACGAAGAUGCAGUUGCAGAUAUCAUUCCUGUAGAUAUUGCCAUCAAUUUGAUCCUUGCUGCUGGAUGGUACACUGCAGUUCAGAGGCCCAAGUCACUGUUGGUAUACAACUGUAUAACAAGUACCAUCAACCCAUUUUCCUGGGGAGAAAUGCGCGAUGUUGCCAUGGGCAUAUUUGAGAGGAUUCCCCUGGAGAAAGCCUUCAGAAUCCCUAAUGCAUGCAUGACCAAAAGCGACUUUUCGUAUGAGUAUUGGAGAACUGUUAGUCACAAGUUCCCUGCCUUUCUCUAUGAUUUGUAUUUAAGGCUAACUGGAAGGAAGCCAAGAAUGAUGAAGAUGUACAACCGCCUCCACAAGUCCAUGAUGCUCUUUGAUUUCUUUGCCAGCCGUUCCUGGGAAUGGAAAUCAGACAAUAUGAACAUGUUACUGAACCAACUUAGUCCAAAAGACAAGAAAUUGUUCUUCUUUGAUGUCCGUCAGUUGAAUUGGUCAGCAUACAUAGAAUGUUUCUGUCUAGGAGCUAAGACGCAUGUGCUGAAUGAAGAUUUGGCUGGCAUUCCUGCAGCAAAGGAGCAUUUACGAAAGCUAAGAAACAUUCAAUAUGUCAUCAACACCACCCUGAUUGUGUUCAUCUGGCGCAUAUUUAUUGCAAGGUCGCAAAUGGCACAAAAUAUGUGGUACUUUGUGGUACAGCUCUGCUACAAGUUCCUUAGCUACUUUAGAGUUUCCAGCACCCUCAGGCAUUGAACAUACCUGUACCAGCUCUUGGAAGGACCUCCAGUCAACAACUGUGUGCGUGUUUGAGCUUCAGAGCAGCAGAGUAUCUCUCAGCUGCUGUGUCAUUCAACAUAUUUCAUAUGUUAAUAAUAAACCACCAUCUUCCAUCUCUAAGUCUACCAGGCUACAUAUCAAAGCCAUAACUAAAUAUUUGGACACAGGUCAUUUUAGAGCACUUACCCCUGCUGAAGG
Lacerta agilis (Sand lizard) is the source of this 2010-nucleotide messenger RNA. RefSeq names its product fatty acyl-CoA reductase 2 (gene FAR2). Bases 241 to 1788 code for a protein of 515 amino acids. Gene Ontology annotation, cellular component: peroxisome. The record is from RefSeq and is a predicted model, not a curated record. NCBI's taxonomy places the organism in Eukaryota, Metazoa, Chordata, Lepidosauria, Squamata, Lacertidae. The transcript is spliced from 12 exons. Gene Ontology annotation, biological process: long-chain fatty-acyl-CoA metabolic process. Gene Ontology annotation, molecular function: alcohol-forming very long-chain fatty acyl-CoA reductase (NADP+) activity.